Lodderomyces orthopsilosis Co 90-125 is the source of this 2031-nucleotide messenger RNA. It is a transcript of the gene GAL10, whose product is annotated as bifunctional UDP-glucose 4-epimerase/aldose 1-epimerase. Gene Ontology annotation, cellular component: cytosol. The transcript has a single exon. Gene Ontology annotation, biological process: beta-D-galactose catabolic process via UDP-galactose, Leloir pathway. Bases 1 to 2031 code for a protein of 676 amino acids. The record is from RefSeq and is a predicted model, not a curated record. Gene Ontology annotation, molecular function: carbohydrate binding; UDP-glucose 4-epimerase activity. NCBI's taxonomy places the organism in Eukaryota, Fungi, Ascomycota, Pichiomycetes, Serinales, Debaryomycetaceae.
AUGGCAGACAAAUACAUUCUUGUUACCGGCGGAGCCGGUUAUAUCGGAUCACACACAGUUAUUGAGUUAAUCAACAAUGGAUAUAAAGUGGUCAUCGUUGACAACUUAUCCAAUUCUUCAUACGACGCAGUUGCUCGUAUUGAGUUUAUUGUUAAUCAACAUAUUCCAUUUUACGAUGUCGACUUGAGAAACCGCGAUGAGUUGGACAAAGUGUUUAAACAGUAUGAUAUUCAAGGCGUCAUUCAUUUUGCUGCAUUAAAAGCUGUGGGCGAGUCAACCAAAAUACCAUUAAAGUAUUACGAAAACAAUGUUGGUGGAACCAUGACUUUGCUCGACGUAUGCUCUGAAAAUAAUGUCAAGACAAUUGUUUUUUCAUCAAGUGCCACUGUUUAUGGAGAUGUCACUAGAUUUGGCCCUACGAAAUAUAUCCCUAUUCCUGAAACUUGUCCAACCGAUCCCACAAACCCCUACGGAAAGACCAAGUUUGUUAUUGAACAGAUAUUAAAAGACAUUUACUCAAGUGAUGAUGCGUGGCAAGUUGCAAUUUUGAGAUACUUUAAUCCAAUUGGUGCACAUCCAUCAGGGUUGUUAGGUGAAGAUCCACUUGGUAUACCAAACAAUUUGUUACCAUACUUGUCGCAGGUGGCAAUUGGUAGACGUGACAUAUUGUCCAUCUUUGGCGAUGACUACGACUCCAUUGAUGGAACGCCAAUCAGAGAUUACAUUCAUGUAGUCGACUUAGCUAAAGGACACAUUGCUGCUUUGAACUAUUUAAAGAACUUGCGUGAAAAGGGGUUGUACCGUGAGUGGAACUUGGGUACUGGUAAAGGCUCUACUGUUUUCCAAGUCUAUAAUGCAUUCUGCAAAGCUGUUGGAAGGGAGUUACCAUACAAGGUUGUGGGCAGAAGACAAGGUGACGUUUUAAAUUUGACAGCUAAACCUGAUCGUGCUCAUGAAGAGUUGAAAUGGAAAGCUGAAUUGAGUAUCGAUGGCGCAUGUAGGGAUCUUUGGAAAUGGACAACAGAGAAUCCGUUUGGGUUUGAAAUUAAAGAUUACAAAUGGAAAAAUUUUGAUGGUUUGCAUAAUCGUUUACAUACUAUACAAAGUAAGGAUUUGCAAGUGAGCUUUUGCAAUCGAGGUGCAUUGAUUCAAGAUAUCAAAGUUGGUGAGCAGCAUAUUGUUUGUGGGUUUGAUAACGCCCAGGAUUAUAAGCUGAAAUCGAAUCCAUAUUUUGGAACCACAGUUGGUCGUUAUGCCAACAGAAUCAAAGGGGGUGAAUUUGAGUUGGAUGGUGCAAAGUUUAAAUUAACCCAAAAUGAAGGUAAUAACACACUACACGCUGGAUCCAACGGAUUUGAUAAGCAAAACUUUUACGGGCCAGUGGUUAAGCACAAGGAUGGAAAGUUUACCGUUGAGUUCAAGGUUGUUGACGUGGAUGGAACUGAUGGGUUUCCCGGUACUUUGGAAACAGUUGUGCAAUACACUAUCGACAAUUCAUCGGUCGAGAUUGAGUACGAGGCAAAGUUGCUUGGUGGUGAUGCAACAAUUGUCAACUUGACUAAUCAUAGCUACUUCAAUGUCUCAAACAAUACCAUUAUCGAUGGAACCCAAGUUAAAUCCUCCGUGAAUAAAUUUCUUGAGUUGGAUGUUGAAAAACUUCCAACGGGUAAUAUUGUUUCAAGGAGUAUUCCAGAAACUAUAUCGUCCGAUGUAGUUUUAGAUGAUUGUUUUGUUGUUGACGAGGGUAAUUUAACCGAUACAAGAUCAAACAACUUGCAGCCAUUGAUUGAAGCAACCCAUCCAAAUAGCAGCAUUAAGUUGAUUGUCUCAAGCACUGAUCCCGCAUUCCAAUUUUACACAGGUGAUGGAGUCAAUUGUACUCAGUAUGGCAAAAGGAGUGGCUUUUGUGUUGAACCUUCACGAUUUGUUGAUGCUAUUCAUUUAGAUGAUUACAAAGGACAGGUUGUAUUGAAAAAAGGUGAAACUUACGGUUCAAAAAUCAAGUAUGAGUUUAUCAAAUUGAUUAAAUAG